AGAUCAUGCGAGAUUUCCGUAAAACAUUCCGCCAUCUUUGAUGAUGACUCGAUGGGAGGAAACCGAAGUUUUCGGCAUUCCUUUACAAAUCAAUCAAAAUUUUCGUAAAUACUGAGCAAUAAUUCAAUGAAAGGCAAAAUUCCAACAGAGCCCUUUUGUUGAAUGCAAUCUCGACGUUCGAGUGGAAGAGGUUCCCAUCCCAUUUGAGAUCGGAAGCACAGUUGUGUUUUCAGAACAUAUCGAUCCUGUUCGCCUCUGUCUGACAAUGUGAUGUGGUGAACAUGGAGGGACCAGUUCAAGGUGACAGAAAGAAGAUAGAGGAGAUCGGCAAGAUGACGGCGUUGACCCAGGACGAGAUCAUCAACAACACCAAAACGGUGAUCCAGGGCCUGGACACAUUGAAGAAUGAGCACCACCAGAUCCUCAACUCUCUACUCACUUCCAUGAAAACAAUCAAGAGGGAGAAUGGAGACACAAACCUUGUGGAAGAAAAAGCAAAUAUUCUCAAGAAGUCCCUGGAGUCCAUUGAACUAGGACUAGGAGAGGCUCAGGUAAUGAUGGCAUUAGCGAAUCAUCUACAACAUGUAGAAGCAGAGAAACAGAAGUUACGAGCACAGGUUAGGCGUUUAUGUCAGGAGAAUGGCUGGCUGCGAGAUGAGCUGGCCAACACACAGCAGAAGCUGCAGCUGAGUGAGCAGAAGUCAGCCACACUGGAGGAGGAGAAGAAACACCUGGAGUUCAUGAAUGAGAUGAAGAAAUACGAUUCUAAUGACACAUCAGUCAGCAUGACAGAAGAAAAAGAACCUGAACCCACUUCACAGCCUCUAGAUCUCGGAUUUCCAGAUGAUGAUGAUGACGGACCACAACCUGAAGUUCUGUCCCCAACACAACCAAGUGCAAUGGCCCAGGCGGCAAGUGGUGGCUAUGAAAUCCCCGCCCGUCUGCGCACUCUCCACAAUCUAGUCAUUCAAUAUGCGUCACAGGGUCGAUACGAGGUGGCAGUACCACUCUGUAAACAAGCCCUGGAGGAUCUGGAGAAGACCAGUGGGCAUGAUCACCCAGAUGUUGCCACUAUGCUAAAUAUACUCGCUCUAGUAUACAGAGACCAGGGCAAGUAUAAGGAGGCUGCCAAUCUACUAAAUGAUGCAUUAGGCAUCCGAGAGAAGACUUUGGGGCCUGACCACCCUGCCGUGGCAGCCACCCUCAACAACCUGGCUGUAUUGUAUGGAAAGCGUGGCAAGUACAAGGAGGCCGAGCCCCUGUGCAAGAGAGCUCUGGAGAUCAGGGAAAAGGUGCUGGGCAAAGAUCAUCCUGAUGUAGCGAAACAACUAAAUAAUCUGGCUCUUCUGUGUCAAAACCAAGGCAAAUAUGAAGAGGUAGAGCAGUACUAUCAAAGGGCUCUAGAAAUCUAUGAAAGUAAGCUAGGCCAGGAUGACCCCAAUGUUGCUAAGACUAAGAAUAACCUGGCCUCCGCAUACCUGAAGCAGGGCAAGUACAAGCAGGCCGAGGUUCUGUACAAGGAGGUCCUCACCCGUGCACACGAGAAGGAGUUUGGCAAGGUGGAAGGGGAGAACAAGCCUAUCUGGAUGAGGGCAGAAGAGAGAGAAGAAAACAAAGGAAAGUACAAGGAUGGAUCCCCACUUCCAGAGUAUGGCAGUUGGCAUAAGGCUGCUAAAGUUGACAGCCCGACAGUAACAACAACCCUGAAGAACCUUGGUGCGCUGUACCGGAGACAGGGCAAGUACGAGGCUGCCGAGACUCUGGAGGAGUGUGCCAUGAGGUCCAAAAAGAAUGUAAGUGGUCUGGACGUAGUCAAAACCACGAAAAUAGCGGAUGUGUUAAGCAGUGAAUAUCAUAAAGAGCAGUCUCCCAAAGAGCGAAAGCGCUCGAUGAGCAGAGAGAACCUUCGGCGAGACUCUAUGGAUAGUGUAGCCUACGAGAAAACUGACAUUGGUGACGAAGUGAGUAUCAAAAUGCAGUGGUCGGGCGACUCUGCGGCCCUCACAGACCAGGGCUGGACUGGAAAGUUAAAGCGCAGUGGAUCGUUCUCCAAACUGCGUGCUUCCAUUAAACGUAGCAGUGCUAAACUGGUGCAGAAGUUGAAGGGGAAGGCUCCUGGUGACGAAAAUUCUGGCAGCCUCAACUGGUAUGUGCGGGGAUGGUAUGCCAACGAGAGAGUUAACACUAUGAAAAGAGCAAGCUCCAUGUCAGUUCUCAAUUUAAUCAGCAGUAAUGAUGACAAGUUACAUGAAAGUAGGCGGUCUGUGGGUGACUUGAGGAUGCGAGGGAGGACAGCUAGUACAGAACAUUUACCUGGCCAGCUGUUUUGAUGAGCAGCUUGCCUGGUUAGACUUUAUCAUGUGUUUAUAUAUAUUUGUACAGUCCUUCAUCCCAACUGUUGAUGCAAAGCUGAGGCUGCUGGCUGCAAGAAGACUUGAUGUCAGCAGCCCAGGCUGACAAGAAAGACACACACUGAUCACGCUGUCUUACUGAUGAAUAUUGCCAGAUAUGUAUAUGUGGCUUACAAAACCUUGGGCAGCCGGUGAUGUAGUGAGGGCGUAGUGCCAGGAAUUGAAGUAAUCGGUAGUGUCUACAUGCAUUAUACUACUGUGUAUCUUGAAGUUGGGCUGACUAUGUUAUUUGUGUCUUUCAUUGAGGAAUCUUCCCGCUCGCGGUACUGUGUGGGUAGUUUGAUAACAGCAUAAUACCCAGACAGACUGACAGACAGACAGAUGGACAGCCCUCCAGGUGAAGCCCAUCGUCAACAACAAGGAUGUUGAUCAUCACUGGCUGUCACUGCUGCUGUUCCUUUCCCAGAACCACCCAGCUGCCACUCCCUGUGUCGUGGGACUUCACUAUCAUCAGUGAUUUCAUUGUGUGCAACAACGUCGUGGUGAUUGUCGUAGAGCUUGCUGCUUGUGUACCUUGGUCAGACAUCGAUAUAUUCUACAUAUUUGUCUUAUACCCACAUCUCAGCUGUGUCAGCUAGGUUGAGAGAUCUGCAUCUACACAUUUAAGUAACAUAACUCAUUAACCACUAAUAAUUAGGAAGUUUUUAUUUAUGGCUGUUGCCCGUUUUUAGAAAGUAUGAAUCAAGCUUAUGUCAGAAUCAGUUUAUGCAGGACAGGUGUCUGGAUCUUGGGUCCCUGGUUAGAUGGGUUUUUACAUAGCAUCUUGAUAUCUUGCUGUGUUGCUUCUGUUUAACAGUAGAUAUAUUGUCUUGACGCAACAACCAAAGUAAAUGUUGACGUAAUUAGCUUUGCUUACUUUUCAAACUCACAAAAUAAGACUUGCUGCUUGCAAAAGUCAUCUUUGCUGUGAUUGUUUUGUUAAGGCAACACCAAAAAAUAACCAUGAUACCGCUUUGCUAAUCAAAUUCAUUGCCUCUCUAUUUGCAUGUUAAGUCAUAUCUUUAAUAAUUGUUUUGUUAAAACAGAGUUUCAAGUCCAUCCAAAAAAGAAUAUAUGUCUUUCGGUGCAUGUAGUAACUCCUGUGUGAAACAUGCAUAACCUCUUUUUCACUUUUCGACUGAAAAAGAGCCUGACAUGGUAUAUUCUGUCUGGAUAGAAACCUUUCACAAAUCUUGAUCAGCUUUAGUAGUCUCACUGUUUAAGUUGAUCUUUAUGUUCAUCAUCGCAUUCUCUGGACAAAUUCUUAAAUAAGAGAAAUAAUUUCAUUUUUCAACAUGAGAAGUUUAAUAAAGUGCUUUAAGUGUCACUAUGUAUAUCAUGCUCUUGGAUAACAUGCUUUUGUGAUUUAUUAGGCAAGGUAACAGUUGGUUUGCGAUCAGUUGCAUCGGUACACCUCAGUUUCCAUACAACUAACUUGCAAUAUUAAACUGUAUCAGGUAGGAUGAUUCAGAUAUUGGUUGAACGAAUGAGAGCAGGUCAUAUUGACCUGGUAAACUAGGUCACAAUGACCUAGCCCUAGCAGCAGGACUGUGAUCUAACUUUAUAUUGUUAAACUUUGUUUUCUGUCAGAUGUUUAUGUUGAUAUAAUUCAGGAGAUACUUGUUGCAGCACUGCUGCCUGGUUACAUUUCGUCCUGUGUUAAUGAUGUGAAGGUGUAUGGAGCUUGCACUUAGGGUGAGUGGGCUGAUUGGCUGGCGGGAUACUAGUAGGACCAUGCCCAGUUUCUGUGUCGUAAUUUGUUCAGCAGCAUUCUCUCAUAAUCUGAUAUGUUUAAAGUGGCCCUAGUUGCUUUAAGUAUACUGAAGACAGACCUGUUGUACCAGGACAUGUAAAUAGCAACAGUCUCUGCACUUGGGACAUGGACGACAGUGUGUCCAAUAUAAGUUCAGAUUGGAAUACGUGCAAUUGUCUGAUUUUCCUGUAAGCUUUUACUACCACAUAAACUACUGUUGUUGUUUUGAUCAGCGACGAUAGUAUGACUUGCACCAUGGAUCAGUUAGCCUGCUUAGAUAUUGUACACAUACCUGUUUCUGGAUAUAUCAUACAUGUUUGCCAUUACUGGCUGUCAGGCUGCGAUACUACAAAGCAUUUAAUAAAUAAAUAUUCUGUGACCCUCCCUUGCUGUCCUUUGCUGACCCUAUGGACAACCCACUGAUACUCUCACAGUUGACUGUUUUAACUGUCAUGUUAUUGGGCAUUCUUAAUAACAAAACCUGAGAACUUGUAUCAAAAGAAAAACACUAUUUAUUACCACCACAUAAGACUUUUCAUCUGAACCUAGAGCCCCCCAUACUAAUCUGAAUAUUUCAACAUUGCUACAAAUGUAAGUGAAAAAUUGAAGUGCUAUGUUGUGUGAUAGUGUAAGUUCACUUCUUGAGGAUGUUGAAUUAUAGAGAUGCUGCCCAAAAGAAUACUAUCUUUACACUAUGUGUUUGACAUAGGUACCUACUGCAACAGAUGAACUGGUAUACAGGUUUAUGUAUGUGAGUGAUAGGCUGAAUGCAGAUUGAAUCCCCUUCCCUUUGCAGACUCUUCUAUUUCCAGUACAAUCAAAACAUGCAAUUUUAAUGUAAUGGUCAUAAGAUAAACUCACAAGGAAUUGGAAUGUGGUUCCUUGGGGUACUUCAAUCAUUCAUUUAUUUAUGAUUUGGUGACAUUAGAUACAUUUUUGUUUGCAAGGUAAUGGUGUAUUUGGAAUCAUGUAUUAAAGGUUGUCCUGUAGUGAGCACUUGACUGGACAUUGACCAAGAAUUAUUGUGAGUUUCAAUAUGUCUUUCUAAAGUUUACUCAUACAAUUCAAACCAACAUCCAUUCUCCUUACAAAUAAAUAUUUUGAUUAUUCUAUGUAAUACGAAGAUUUUGUGGAGUAAGUAAUUAUGAAAUCUCUUAUAUAUUCCUGAUGCCAUUGUACAAGUUGAAAAACGUUAUAUGAACUCACUUGUCUGCUGUUUGGUUUGGAUUCACUAUGUGUAUGCUGUCUGUCUCUUGCGUGUGAGAUCCAGCUUGUAUCAUUUGAGGCAGUGUUCAUGCAGCAAGUGUCAGUUUCUGUACAGUUGCUUGAUUUCAAUCCUGAUAAUUUAUUAAAGCAAAUUAUUAAAACAUC
Haliotis rubra (blacklip abalone) is the source of this 5514-nucleotide messenger RNA. RefSeq names its product kinesin light chain-like. Gene Ontology annotation, biological process: microtubule-based movement. The transcript is spliced from 19 exons. Lineage: Eukaryota; Metazoa; Mollusca; Gastropoda; Lepetellida; Haliotidae. Bases 282 to 2330 code for a protein of 682 amino acids. The record is from RefSeq and is a predicted model, not a curated record. Gene Ontology annotation, molecular function: kinesin binding. Gene Ontology annotation, cellular component: cytoplasm; membrane-bounded organelle; kinesin complex.